Aspergillus heteromorphus CBS 117.55 is the source of this 1736-nucleotide messenger RNA. Its product is annotated as tRNA maturation protein LHP1. The transcript is spliced from 3 exons. Gene Ontology annotation, molecular function: mRNA binding. Gene Ontology annotation, cellular component: nucleus. The record is from RefSeq and is a predicted model, not a curated record. Gene Ontology annotation, biological process: RNA processing. Lineage: Eukaryota; Fungi; Ascomycota; Eurotiomycetes; Eurotiales; Aspergillaceae. Bases 225 to 1442 code for a protein of 405 amino acids.
CCGGCCUCAGGCCGCAACUCUCCGUGUGGCGGCAGCUCCGCCGCGGCGCUCAGAAAAUUUCCCCCCGCCGCGCAUUAUUAUCGAUGACUCUUCUCUCAGUUGCUUGCAGGUGUCUUUCCGGUCGAUUACUCUCUCCUCUGCGCUCGUCUAUUCCCAGUAGGGGCAUUUCUUCUUAAACUCUCUAUCCCAUAUCCCCGAUCGCACGACCCAGAUUCUUCGCGACCAUGUCCGCCGACGAGCAGAAGACCGUCGCCCCCAACGCCGAGGCCGAGAAGGAUGUCCAGAGCGUCCUGGCCGAGCUGAAGGGCGAGAACGAAGCGCCUGCCAACGGUGCCACCAAGGAGGAUGCCGAGGAGGCCCGCAUCGUCGAAGCCGCCGCUAAGCUGGGCCAGCAGUCCGCGCAGGCCGAGGAGAAGAAGGAGAUCAAGACACAGCAAGAACGGGAGUCCCGUCACGACAACCGGGGUCGCGGGGGCCGCUUCAACCGCCGCAACAACUCCAAGUUCGAUCCCUCCUCGCAGGAGGUGACGGACGACCCGGUCCAGAUCCGCAAGCAGGUCGAGUUCUACUUCUCCGACUCCAACCUGCCCAUGGACAAGUUCCUGUUCUCCAAGGUGGGCGGUAGCACCAACCGCUCCGUUCCCCUCGAGCUCCUGCACUCGUUCAAGCGCAUGCGCCACUUCCAGCCCUUCAGCGCCAUCGUCGAGGCCCUCAAGACCUCCGAGACCCUGGAGCUGACCGACAACGAGACCGGCGUGCGCCGCAAGACCCCCCUCCCCGAGAGCGUCACCGAGACCCACGACCACAGCGUCGUCAAGGUCUUCGAGGACCAGGCUAUGAGCCGUAGCGUCUACGCCAAGGGAUUCGGCGAGGAGGAGCCCACCACCCAGCUCGACAUCGAGGCGUUCUUCGCCCCCCACGGACCCGUCAACGCCAUCCGUCUUCGUCGCACCUAUGACAAGAUCUUCAAGGGCAGCGUGUUCGUUGAGUUCGAGUCGGAGGAGAAGCAGAAGGCCUUCCUGGCUCUGGACCCCAAGCCCCAGUGGAAGGGACAGGAUCUGCUCAUCAAGAGCAAGAAGGAAUACUGUGAGGAGAAGGUGAAGGACAUCGAGGCCGGUCGCGUCAAGGCCAGCGGCGGUGGCCGUGGUGGUCGUGGUGGCCGUGGUGGUAACUUCCGUGGCCGUGGUCGUGGCCGUGGCGGAAACCGUGGCGGUAACGACAACCGCGACUGGAGGGAGCGUCGCGCUGCUGACCAGCAGAACGGAUUCAGCCGCAGCGAGCAGCCCAAGGAGGAGCGUCGUGAAGUCCAGAAGGACUCUCGCGGCGUCCCCAUCGUCCAGAGCACCACCGACGACUCGACGUCCGGCCAGAAGCGCGCCCGUGACGACGAGGCCGGCGCCAACGGCGACCACCCCUCCAAGAAGGUGGACUCGAAGGAGUAAAUCCUCAAAUCCAACCAACCAACCAACUAACCAACUCCUCAAAACCUCCUUCAGAAAAAGUUGUGUCUAAUCAAUCAACUCAUUGUUUGCUUCUUUGCUUCGGAAAGGGAAUGGAUAGGAUGGGAUUUUUUAAAAAAAAGCAUGGCCUGGCUCGAUUACACCUCACUGACUAAACUUGAAAGAAGACCAUACGUAUCAUAAUGGCGUUGUAUAUUGCUGAUCUGAAUUUUUUUUUUUCUUUUUCUUUUUGCUCUUUCAUGAUAUGGGUCUAUUUCAGAUUUAGAUUCUACGAAU